Messenger RNA from Rhodofomes roseus, 3297 nucleotides. Its product is annotated as muts domain V-domain-containing protein. The coding region runs from base 1 to 3297 and encodes 1098 amino acids. Gene Ontology annotation, molecular function: ATP binding; ATP-dependent DNA damage sensor activity; mismatched DNA binding. The record is from RefSeq and is a predicted model, not a curated record. Gene Ontology annotation, cellular component: nucleus. Gene Ontology annotation, biological process: mismatch repair; mitotic recombination. Lineage: Eukaryota; Fungi; Basidiomycota; Agaricomycetes; Polyporales; Fomitopsidaceae. The transcript is spliced from 18 exons.
AUGUCGUCCUCUACCCCGACGAAGCAAGCGGCUAUCUCAUCGUUCUUCUCUCAGGCUAGUUCGUCUCCCGGUGGGACUCAGCAGCGGAAGCGACCUAGUGCCACGAUCGACCUAACUGCAGAUUCUGACGACGAGGCUGCUGCACCACCUCCUAAGAGGGCGAAGACCACCAGUACCUUCUUCACUGCAGAUUCAUCUCAACGUCAGCGGGAAGGCGUACCUUCUACCAGCCAGACGCGACCGGGUGGCCUGGCCGAACAUUGGCGCUUCGAACCUGGGUCGUCAACCCAGUCGACACGGCGCAAGACGAACGAACGCCACGAAAGGGCCAAGCGCAUUCUACUUGGUAAUCCUGGUAUUCUCACUAGAAGGCACACAGGCGAGGAACUCGAUGAGGAAUACCGUGAGGAACAGGACGAGUCGCAGACUGUGGCUGCUGCCACCGGCGAGCCAGACUCCGGAGAAGAAUCGGAAGGCCGAGGACAUCUGUUCUCAGAAAUGCAAGGAAUGUGGGCCAAUUCGAGCACAUCGAAGAGAAAGAGGAAAAAAGGGAAGGCUACUGCGCGGAGUGUACCAAGUCGGAAGAAGAAAGUAGAGGAGAUAGGUCCAAGCGGACUACCGUAUACUCCUUUGGAACUUCAGAUCCGGGAUUUGAUAGAACGAUAUCCUGGGACCCUCUUGAUGUUCGAAGUCGGCUACAAGAUGAUCUUCAACGGCGAGGAUGCAAGGAUAGCCUCCAAGGAGCUUGGAGUCGCCUGCUUCCCGAAGAGAAACUUUCUCAAUGCUUGGAUACCUCCGCAUAGGAAGCACAUCUACUUGCGAAAAUUGCUCUCGCGAGGCUACAAAGUAGGCAUAGUCGAGCAAACAGAGACAGCCGCUUUGAAGGCUGCCGGCGACAACAGGAACGAGUUGUUCAAUCGUGAAGUAACCCAUAUGUACACCGCUGCAACUUACAUAGAUGACAUCGACUCAGUAGACGAACUCGAUCCGACAUUCGCCCCGUCCUUGAUGUGCUUAGUCGAGGAACCUAUGGGUGGUAUGGGCUCCGAUGAAAAGGUCAGAGUGGGAGUGAUCGUCAUCUCCGCUAGCACUGGCGACGUGAUGUGGGACGACUUCGAGGAUAACCACAUGCGCACUGAACUAGAGACACGGAUGGUCCAUUCUAAACCUUACGAGCUCCUCCUUCCCGACGACAAGCUCAGCAAGGCAAGCGAGAAGAUGAUCGCACAUUUCACACAGAUCUCGAAUGCAGACUGGACAAACCCGGACCAUAAAAUCCGUACAGAGCGGACCAAGCAUGAUCUCUCCUACACCGAGGCCUUUUCAUAUCUUACAUCCUUCUAUACGGACAAAUCCAAGUCCGCUAUGGCAUCUGAAGGUUACAAUUCAGGCCAACUCAUGGCAACCGUCUCCGACUUUCCGAAGCUGGUUGCUCUUGCACUGGCUUACGCGGCGAAGUAUCUGGCAGCAUUCGGUGUGGCAGACUGUCUCCGCGAGACCAAAUUCUUCGCAAAACUCACAGAGCGCACUCACAUGCUCCUCAACAGUAACACGUUGACGCACUUGGAAAUCUACCGAAAUGAAACGGACUACACGACCAAGGGUUCGCUGAUGUGGAUUCUUGACCAGACGUCUACGAAAUUUGGCGCGCGGAUGCUGCGAAGUUGGGUCGGACGGCCGCUGGUCGACAUGAGGAUUCUGAAGGAACGAAUCGAGGCCGUGGAGGAGAUCCUGGCCGACGAAACACCGAAGUUGAUCCUCCUGCGCGAGUCAUUGAAGCGUCAGCCGGACCUUGCGCGGGGCUUAUGUCGCAUUCAAUACGGGAAGUGUACCCCGCAGGAAUUGUCUGUCCUGCUCCCCGCGCUCAGUAGGGUCGCGUCGACCUUUCAACCCAUAACGAGCCCUCAGGAUGCGUUGUUCAAGUCGCCGCUGCUCAAUGAGAUCGCGGCGGCCCUGCCAAAGCUGCGGGAACCGAUGCGAUACAUCCUCGACAAUGUCAAUCUCAAAGCAGCAAAGGAGGGCAAGAUGGAACUUCUAUGGGCAGAUCCAGACAAGUAUCCUAACAUAGAUGUGCACACUGCGAGUAUUCAGGUAGUUGAGUCGGAGCUCGUGGACGAGCUACGCAAGAUCCGAAGGACAAUCAAAAAGCCUGCGUUACAGUACACAACCGUGGCUGGCGAAGAGUAUCUUGUAGAGAUCGGGAAGAGCGAGAACCGUGACAUCCCUAUCAACUGGCAGCUGGUGUCCAGCACCAGGUCGGUGAGACGAUACCACACUCCAGAAGUCAGGGCCAAACUCCAAGAGCGUGCACAGUACAAAGAAUCUCUGACUGCCGAGGCGAACAAGGCGUACCAGUCCUUCCUGCAGGAGAUCACCCAGAAGUACUACGCCCUGUUCCGGGAUGCCGUAAACAAGCUGGCCGUCGGCGAUUGUCUCUUGGGCUUGGCGCGCGUAGCGCUGCAGGAAGGUUAUGUGAAGCCCGAAUUCGUAGAGGAUGAUGUGCUAGACCUGGUUGAGGGUCGGCAUCCAAUGGUGGAAGUGUUACGGUCUGAUCCCUUCGUCCCAAAUACAGUGUCGAUAGGUGGCGGACAGCCAAGCACCAAGAUCAUCACUGGCCCUAACAUGGGUGGAAAGAGCUCUGCGGUGAGAAUGAUUGCGCUUUGCGCCAUCAUGGCUCAGGUCGGUUCUUAUGUCCCAGCCCAGUCGAUGAGACUCUCUCCUAUGGAUGGGAUCCUCAUUCGAAUGGGUGCUUCUGAUGAACUGGCUCGCGGACGUUCGACCUUCAUGGUUGAGAUGCAAGAGACAAGUGAUAUUAUCCAGAUGGCUACCGCGCGAUCCUUGGUAAUCCUCGAUGAACUAGGUCGUGGUACGGCAACGUUUGACGGAAUGGCGAUUGCGAAUGCCGUCCUACAACACCUCGUACAGCAUACAAAAUGCAGGACUUUGUUCAUCACUCACUAUCCCCGAUUAGCUGUAGACAUGGAACGCAUAUUCCCUGCCGACGUUCAGAACGUACAUAUGGGUUACACUGAAGAGACCAGGAUUGACGGAACCCGAGAGGUCACAUUCUUAUACCGCCUCACCCCUGGCGUCACCGAGGAAUCGUUCGGCGUUGAAUGUGCCCGACUAGCUGGCCUGCCGGAGUCGAUAUUGCAAGAAGCUACCUCACAAUCGGCCGCCUUACGAGCCUCCACGGAAGGCAGGGUGCGGCGUAACAGGUCAGUAGACACGCGUACCUCAUUCGGCCUGGCCUCUCUCAUACGCGCUGUACUAGGAUCCGCAAAUGCCUUGGGCUAA